This is a messenger RNA of Microdochium trichocladiopsis, 1884 nucleotides long. RefSeq names its product fungal-specific transcription factor domain-containing protein. Gene Ontology annotation, molecular function: DNA-binding transcription factor activity, RNA polymerase II-specific; transcription cis-regulatory region binding; zinc ion binding. The record is from RefSeq and is a predicted model, not a curated record. NCBI's taxonomy places the organism in Eukaryota, Fungi, Ascomycota, Sordariomycetes, Xylariales, Microdochiaceae. Gene Ontology annotation, cellular component: nucleus. Gene Ontology annotation, biological process: positive regulation of transcription by RNA polymerase II. The transcript has 4 exons. The coding region runs from base 1 to 1884 and encodes 627 amino acids.
AUGGUCCACUCUGCGGCGUCAUCUUGUGCGAAUUCCUGGAGCACGAGCUUCAGCCAAAGCACGUCAGAAGCUGAGGAUGCCGACAACGAUGUGCAUUGGGAGCAAGACUCGGAUGAUGUAUUACUUGCCCCCAAGAACGAACCCUCGGAAGACGACGUGUUCCGCAUAGACGAUCUCAAAGAGGCGCCGAGGACGACUCCCGUACCGUCGUCCAGAUCAGUACAGCAAACCCCAACAAAGGCCAAGCGCCCACGAGGGCGGCCGCGGAAACAUCCAAUAGUGCCACCAAUAAGUAACACGAAGGUAGCCAAAGGAAGAUCAAAAACUGGCUGCAUUACUUGUCGGAAACGAAAGAAGAAGUGCGACGAAGCCAAGCCGAGGUGUAUGAAUUGCGAGAAAAAUGCCGUGGUAUGCGAAGGCUACAAUGAGAAGACUGUCUGGAAGAGUGGUAAGGAGCGAGCAGACGAAGAACGAAGAAGGCAAAGCCUACCGAUGAUUACCUUACAACCAAUUUUCCAAGGGGUUGAAACACCUGAAGAUAUGGUUUUCCUAAACCACUACAUCCAUCAACUUAGUGGCGUCUUGACCGUCGAGAGCCAUCAUAAGAACGCGUUCAAGGACAUGCUCCUGCAAAUGGCCGUUGAGCACACAGGCUUGAUGCAUUCCAUUCUCUCUCUCGCCAGCAGACAUAUAGACACCCAGCAAGAUCAAGGUUCUGCACUACUCGCCGCCAAUCCAAAGGUUUCUCUGGAAUCCUUGCAAAGCCGUUCGUUGUUUCAUCAUAACGCUGCCAUGGAUCGCUUCCACGAUGACAUUUAUCGGGAGCACAAUCGUAUGGAGUCUGGAGACAAGGUCAACAUCUCCUUUCGCUAUGCUCAGAUGCUCUGCCUGCUGCUGCAAACCAUUAUAGAAGGCAAUGCGACUGGGGAGCACCGAGUGCAUCUCCUCGCCUACAAACGGCUGAUACGAGACUCGCCGCCGGACGACCCGGCAUUCCUCGUCUUCAUCACAGAAUUCUUUCAGUUUCACGUCUUCGCAGAUGAACUCAUUCGCUACUCGGAUAUCAACGCACCUGAGCUGGCAUCCCAAGAUUGGGAGCCGUGGCUCCCCAUCAAGCCCGCCCGCAUGAUUGGCGUGGCAGACGGACUUUUCAAGCAUCUCUGCCAGAUCACCGCCAUACGAAAUGGCAUCAGGGCCAAUAUGAUUGCGGAAGCGGAUCCGGUUGUGGAUUAUGCCUCAUUAUACCAGGCUGCAGAAAUCGACACGGCGAUCCGCGACUGGACCCCAGACUGGCCUGCGGGAGAUAGCCGUAACCGAGUCGGACUUCUUUACCAGCAAAUGAUGUGGGUCUAUCUUUUCCGAACUAUAUAUCCACCGUCGUCGGCAUCUUCUAGCCACAGUGUGAUGAGCAGCUCGGUGGACAGCAUCGUGCCGGCUCGCUCACGGACGCCUCUACCUGCCCAACCACCAAAUACACCUCCACCAUCAGAGCGACCAACAAGCAGCAGGGCAUCGUCGCCGCCUUCAUCGCGCGACGACUCGCCAGCGCCUAUACGCUAUCCACCUCACCAUGACAGCAGGAUCACCACAGCAGUAGAUGAAGCGCUGGCGAUCAUGGUAUCGUUGGAUUCCAAAGACCCGUGUCAGAGGCUCUUGCUUAUUCCUGCUCUUGUCAUUGGUACCGCCUGCUUUGCGCCAAGCCAACGCGACAAGGUGCGGGUGGCUGUACGUCGCAUACGACAAUACACCGGGUUGCGUAAUUGCGACCGUGUGCUCGAAGUUUUGCAAGAAGUGUGGCGCCUGAUGGAGUAUGGAGAUUGGGCUCGUGUCUGGGACUGGCAAGGCGUAGCUCGAAGCAUGAACCUAGAUUUUUGCUGCGCAUAG